Messenger RNA from Capsicum annuum, 921 nucleotides. Its product is annotated as receptor kinase-like protein Xa21. Gene Ontology annotation, molecular function: protein kinase activity; ATP binding. The record is from RefSeq and is a predicted model, not a curated record. The transcript is spliced from 2 exons. The coding region runs from base 1 to 921 and encodes 306 amino acids. Gene Ontology annotation, biological process: protein phosphorylation. Lineage: Eukaryota; Viridiplantae; Streptophyta; Magnoliopsida; Solanales; Solanaceae.
AUGGUUCCGGAGAUCAAGACUUAUAAAUUAAUUUCUUAUCAUGAGAUUAAACGAGCAGGAAAUAAUUUUGAUGGAUCAAGUUUAAUUGGUGUGGGCAGUUCUGUCUCUGUGUAUAAAGGCACAUUAUCUAGUGGAACCUUGGUGGCUAGAAAGGUUCUGAAUUUUGAAAAUGAGAAAGUAUGCAAGAGGUUUGAUACAGAAUGCGAAGUGAUGAGAAAUGUUAGGCAUCGAAAUCUUGUUCCGGUGAUAACUACUUGUUCUAGUGACUACAUAAGGGCCUUCCUUUUGCAAUUUAUGCCCAAUGGAAGUCUUGAGAAUUGGUUGUACAAAGAAUAUUGCCAAUUGAACCUACUUCAAAGAGUAACUGUAAUGCUUGAUGUGGCUAUGGGAAUUAAAUAUCUUCAUCAUGGUAACGACACUCCGAUAGUUCAUUGCAACCUAAAGCCUGCCAACAUUCUUUUGGAUGAAUAUAUGGUGGCUCAUGUUGGUGAUUUUGGCAUCUCUAAGAUUUUAGCCGUAAGCAAGUCCAUGGCACAUACUGAGACAUUGGGCACUCUUGGUUACAUUGCACCAGAAUAUGGCUCGGAGGGAAUAGUGUCCACUACUGGUGAUGUUUAUAGCUAUGGUAUCAUGUUGAUAGAGGUUUUGACCAAAAGAAGGCCAAUAGAUGAAGAGAUACACAAUGAAAAUGUUGAUUUGAGGAAAUGGAUAAGAGAGUCAUUUCCAAGGACUAUGAUGGACGUUGUAGAUGCAAACCUUCUAUCUGAGGAUGAAAAAAUUACCUGUAAAUGUGAAAGUUGCAUAGCCUGCAUGCUAGAAUUGGCUUUAGACUGCCCAAAGGAAAUGGCCGAAUCAAGGAUUACCAUGAAAGAAGUAGUCAAGAGGCUUAACAAAAUCAAGAACACAUUUUUGGAAUUGUAA